AUGGUGUCAAAUAAUGGCAAUCUAAAUAUAGGGCAAAAUAUAAAAUCUAAAUCCAUUGGAGGUUCAAGAAAAAGUAGUGCACCAUCAACUUUNACGAGAUCUUCAAGUAACAAUCAUGUUGAACAGAAUGUUGACAGUUCUUCUGCUGAUAUUAACGUUGAUAGUAUAGAUACAAUGAAUACACAGUUUGAUUUGACAAGUGAACUUACAAAUAAUAAUUCACAUACAUUACUGAAGAAAUAUAUGGAAAUUAAUCAAAAUAAUGGAACAUCUGCCAAUAAUGGAAGUGCAAGUGGUGAUAUUAGUACAGAAAUUCAAAAUAACUCCUCCGAAUCAAUAGGUCAAAGUAAUUUGGAAAGAUUUUACAGUAAUUUUAAUAAUAUAAAUUCUCCGAAGGAUGUUAAAUUUUUAAUUCAAUUACUCCAAAAUAGAUUACUACUAGAUGAAAAUAUUGAUUUCAAUAGAAUUAUGAAGCAAUUGAGAAUAUUAAUGAUUAGAAAUCCAAAGGAUUUCAAACCAUUGUUGUCAAUUUCAAGAUUUUAUCACUCAAUUCCACUUAAUUAUACAAUUGAUUUAUAUGCCAUUAAUAGCAUUGAAAUUAGUGACAUAUUAAGCAAAUUUGAUCCUAAUGAAUUGAUUGAAACCAUAUCAAAUUUAAUGAACAAUUUGAUUUCAAAUGGAACUGACGAAAUUGAAGAUAUUCCAGAAGGUUCAAUCUAUUAUAUGAAAUACAGGCAAGUGAUUUUUAAUUACUCUAUCCAUUUGCUAUUUGAAAUUUUCAAGAAUUCUGCCACAAUUAAGGUGGAUAAACAAAUCACUAAGAAUUCCAUUCAAAAAUUAACCGAAAUUUGUGGUAGAGAUUUUGACGAAACCUUAUAUUUUGAAACUUUAUUUCAGAUUUAUGUCCAUAACAAAGAAAUGUUCCUUUCUGUUCUAAGAAACCUGUCAAUAGUUUCGACAAAACUGAAGAUUUUUCAUGAAAUUGAAAGCAGAGAUAGAAGUUUAAACAUUGAACAGAUUCUAAAUAAUGACAUCGACAGUGAAAUUCACACAAAAUCAGAUUUCGAUGAACAUGAAAAUAAAUACCUAGAAAUGACUAUGGUGAACCCAUUCAAUCAAAAACGAGUAGCAAGUGAUAGCAGUGUAGUUCAUCACGAUCCAAAAUUAGAAUUUGAUGACCAACAAAAUAACGAAGAUAUUGGAGCAAACACUAUGAAAUUAACGAAUAUGACAAAAAUUGUCAGUGUCUAUGAACAAUUGCCUGCUUCAAAACUUCAAGCAAAUGAAGAUGAGGAUAUUCAAUUGGAUGACGAGGAUGCUGAUCAGCAAAGAGUCAAUUUAAGUGAUAUCUUCCAAAAUCAAGAGAAGGAAACAACAGUUAAGUUUAGCUUAGAUCCUCCAAAGAUAAUUAAUAAUACUUCGAGAAGUUCGACGAAUUCAGAUUCUAUGAUGAAUGUAGAUGAAGAAGAGUUAAGGAACGAUACUGAGAUUGAAUCUACCCAUUCAGAAACUAAUACAUUAAAUAAGGAAUUUGGAAAUAUAAAUAUCAAACCAAAAUCGGAAAAUAUACAUAGGAUAGAAGAAUCACAUCCCGCAGCUGACAAUACAGUCCUUAUUUUAGACAGCAUAUCCCCAGCAUCUUUGACAUUUUAUUUGUUAUCUAAUAUGUUUGUUCGUGAGCGUGGCUUAUUUAAUGUAAAAUUUCAUUCAAUGAAGAGAGCAAUAGUAAAAAUUAAAGGUGGUUCAUUUGCUAUGAAACAUUUCGAUCGUUUAUUAGAAGCUCUAAUUUCUUUUCAAAGAGAACAAGAAAUGAUUGGGUGGCUAUUAAAUGAAAAUGGUUUUUCUGAUCUUAUUAGCUUAUGUAAUAUGUUGAUACAGUCAGCAGUUGAAUCUGAAUUAAUGCCUGAAGUGAUUGUUUGCAAAUCUUUAUUACUCGCGGACUGUUUGUUUGUGUUGCAUAAGAGUUUAGUUGAAUUUCAUUCUUUUUCUUUUGCCACUUCUCAACUUGAUUUCUUAUGGGAAUCCUCACUCGUUUUAAUCGGAAAAAUUCCGGAAUUCUCAAGUGAGCUUUAUCUGUUAUUAGAGGAAUUUAGAGAUAUUCUAAUUACGUCACAUUAUUUUACCUCGAACAAUGUUACAAAAAUAUUAGGUGUCCUUGCAGUCAGUGAACAAAGUAAAGGUCCUGGGAUUAAAGAAACAUUCCUAUUGAAUACAAUUUGCUCAGUACUAAGGUCUGGCUUAUUUAAGCUGAAAAGAAAUCAAUAUUCUGAAAUAGCUCAAACCAUGCUGUUCUUUAUUCAAAGUGAGAAGACAGAGUGGAGAAUGGCAAGUUCAAUUGUGUCUGCAUCUAUCUAUCAUAUGAUGUUAACAUCAAAUUCCAAUGAAGAAGAGAUAAAAAAUGUUUUCAACGGCUUUAAUGAAAUAUCUAUACAAUUGAUCCAAAAACUUACAUCAAUAUAA
Messenger RNA from Vanderwaltozyma polyspora DSM 70294, 2460 nucleotides. RefSeq lists its product as uncharacterized. NCBI's taxonomy places the organism in Eukaryota, Fungi, Ascomycota, Saccharomycetes, Saccharomycetales, Saccharomycetaceae. The record is from RefSeq and is a predicted model, not a curated record. The transcript has a single exon. Bases 1 to 2460 code for a protein of 819 amino acids.